CGUGCAACGAGAGCUCCUCUGUUCCCCGUGAAUCAAUCGAGACCAAUAGCUAUAGAAUCAAGGAUGUGCAACGUUUCCUUCUCAUCUUAUGCUUCUCACCGAUCAAAGCCUUGGAAUUCAAGCUUGUGAUUUGUCUUCCCCUUCAUCUACAGUGGAUGUGGGCUAGAUCGGAAGGGAACUUCCAAAUCUCGUGCUUUGAUCUGCUGCUUCUUCUUGGCUGUCUCUCUGCUGGAAAUUGGGGCAUUUUUUGGUGGAUUCGUGGUUUGUGAUAGGGAAUGGGUGUCGAUUACUACAACAUCUUGAAGGUGGCCAAGAACGCAUCCGAUGAGGAUCUCAAGAAAACGUACCGGAAACUGGCGAUGAAAUGGCACCCGGACAAGAAUCCGACAAACAAAAAGGAAGCUGAGGCCAAAUUCAAGCAGAUCUCAGAAGCAUACGAAGUCCUAAGCGAUCCACAGAAGAGAGGAGUUUAUGAUCAAUAUGGAGAAGAAGGAUUGAAAGGCAUGCCCCCUCCCGGCUCCUCAGGUGGCCCUAAUGACAUCCAGUUCAAUCCUCGAAAUGCUGAAGAUAUAUUUGCUGAGUUCUUCGGUAGCAGCCCGUUCGGGUUUGGAUCCACGGGGCGUGCCAAGUCGAUGAGGUUCCAGUCAGAUGGCGGUCUCUUUGGUGGGUUUGGCGGGGCUGAGAAUGUCUUCCGGUCAUACACCGAUGGCGUCGGAACUGGCGGGGGAGGUCAACCACGGAAACCACCGGCAGUUGAGAGUAAGUUGUCAUGCAGCCUGGAAGAGCUCUACACUGGAUCAACUAGGAAGAUGAAGAUAUCUAGGAAUGUCAUGGAUGCUAGUGGACGAAUGGUACCUGAAUCAGAGAUACUAACGAUUGAUGUGAAGCCUGGAUGGAAGAAGGGAACCAAGAUAACCUUCCCUGAGAAGGGGAAUGAACAGGCGGGGCAGCUACCAGCAGAUCUUGUCUUCAUCAUCGAUGAGAAGCCCCACGAGGUUUACAAGAGGGAUGGCAAUGAUCUAAUCGUUAGUCAGAAGAUCUCACUGGUGGAGGCACUUGCAGGGACCUCUGUGGAGCUCACCACCCUGGAUGGCCGCAACCUCUCCAUCCCUGUAAUUGACAUUGUGAGCCCGGGCUAUGAGCUUGUGAUCGCCAAGGAAGGGAUGCCCAUGGUUAAGGAGCCAGGUAGGAAGGGAAACUUGAGGAUUCUAUUUGAGGUGAAGUUCCCUUCAAGGCUGACAGCAGAGCAGAGGGCAGGUCUCAAACGCAUCUUGGAUGGUUAAGCAGGCAGAGGUUGACAAUCCACAUUUUGUAGCUCAUCUUCAAGUCCAAGAGUACUUACGUGAGUUUUAUUCAAAUCGAUUCGUUUGAUUUUAAUUGAUUUGUUGCAAUAGAAUGUACUGUUUCGAACUAUAAGAUUUCCAUGAUGUAAAUGGUGGGUAACCAUUGAAGCUAAUAAAUAGCAGUUAGCCUUUUGAGUC
This is a messenger RNA of Musa acuminata AAA Group (dessert banana), 1481 nucleotides long. RefSeq lists its product as uncharacterized. The coding region runs from base 276 to 1283 and encodes 335 amino acids. Gene Ontology annotation, molecular function: protein-folding chaperone binding. Gene Ontology annotation, cellular component: cytosol. The transcript has 3 exons. Lineage: Eukaryota; Viridiplantae; Streptophyta; Magnoliopsida; Zingiberales; Musaceae. The record is from RefSeq and is a predicted model, not a curated record.